This is a messenger RNA of Macroventuria anomochaeta, 1660 nucleotides long. Its product is annotated as argininosuccinate lyase. The coding region runs from base 48 to 1442 and encodes 464 amino acids. Gene Ontology annotation, cellular component: cytosol. The transcript is spliced from 2 exons. The record is from RefSeq and is a predicted model, not a curated record. Gene Ontology annotation, molecular function: argininosuccinate lyase activity. Lineage: Eukaryota; Fungi; Ascomycota; Dothideomycetes; Pleosporales; Didymellaceae.
CAGUAACACAACACUUUUUCCACCCAACUCUACAGUCAGACAGCACAAUGGGUUCAGAAAAAAAAGUUGCCGAGAACAUGCUUUGGGGAGGUCGCUUCACGCAGGGCCUUGACCCUGUGAUGGAGCAGUACAACGCAUCUCUCCCGUACGACCGUCUCUUCUACGAACAGGACAUUGCCGGUUCAAUUGCAUUUGCGCGCGCAAACAAGAACAAUGGCAUCUUGACCGCCGACGAGUUCGCUGCCAUUGAGAAGGGCUUCGUCCAGAUCAAGGAAGAGUGGGCGAACAACACUUUCGAAGUCAAGCCUAACGACGAGGACAUCCACACAGCCAACGAGCGCAGGCUGAGCGAGAUCAUCGGCAAGGACAUUGGCGGCAAGCUGCAUACAGGGCGAAGCAGGAACGAGCAGGUCGCGACCGAUAUGCGGUUAUGGCUGCGAGACCAGCUACACACACUGGAGGGUUACCUGAAGCAGUUGAUUCAGACCUCAGUCCAGCGAGCGGAGGCCGAGAUUGACGUGAUCAUGCCCGGCUACACACAUCUGCAGAAGGCUCAGCCCAUUCGAUGGUCACACUUUAUCCUUGGCCAUGCUACCGCAUUCUCUCAGGAGCUCGAGCGCCUACGAGAAGUCAUCAAGCGUGUCAAUCGCUCCCCUCUGGGCUGCGGUGCGCUUGCCGGCAACCCCUUCAACAUCGACCGCGAUGCCAUGGCCAAGGAGCUUGGCUUUGAGGGUCUCCUGCCAAAUUCGUUGAACGCAGUCGGCGACCGAGACUUCGUCUUCGAGACCCUGCAGUGGGGAUCCAGUCUCAUGCUCAAGAUGUCUCGAUGGGCCGAAGAUCUGAUCAUCUACUCGAGCCUCGAGUUCGGCUUCGUGCGCCUUGCAGACGCAUACUCGACCGGCAGCUCCCUCAUGCCGCAGAAGAAGAACGCAGACUCGCUCGAAUUGAUCCGCGGCAAGAGCGGUCGCGCCUUCGGACACAUGGCCGGUCUCUACGUGACCAUCAAGGGCCUGCCCACAACCUACAACAAGGACUUGCAAGAGUCUGUCGAGCCGCUGAUCGACCACAUCAAGACCGUCGGCGACUCACUGCAGAUCGCUACUGGCGUCAUCUCCACUCUGACUAUCAACAAGGAGAAGAUGUAUGCCGCGCUCGCACCCGAAAUGCUCGCCACAGAAUUUGCAGACUACCUCGUCAGGAAAGGCGUACCUUUCCGCGAGGGCCACCACAUCUCUGGCCGCGUGGUCGCAGCCGCCGAGGACAACGAUAUCCCCAUGGACAAGUUGAGCUUGGAGCAGCUGAAGGCUAUUGACUCGAGGUUAGGCGACGAUGUCGUCGAGUGCUUGGACUACGAGCGUGCUGUGGAGCUGAAGAACGCAAGUGGAGGCACAAGCAAGAGCGCGUGUCUGGAGCAGAUUGCUAUCAUGAAGAAGUUGUUGUAGGAUCCUCGACAACUUCCACCACUGACGGCCUCGGCUGCGCCUAAGCGCAAAUUCAUGUGGUGAUUCGAGGUGGGGCUAAAGAAUGCAACAGGUGGUACGCAGAAAAGCGGCUGUUUGGACCAGAUCGCUGUCAUGAAGAAGUCGUCGUAGGAUAAACGACGGGAUUCACAGACACCUUCAGUUGCUAGAAAGGUAGACCGGCAGCUCUAACAGUGAAG